UCAUACAAUUCGGCGAUCCCUUAGAAAAUUUUUACGAGCUACCGAAAAUUCCAAAGGGAGCCCAAGAAGAAUGACAUGGGUGCGUUGAAACUUGAAAGAAAGAUUUGCGGUGCGCGAGAGGGAAGAUAAUCCAAUCGCAUAACCGAAAAAAUCGCAGCCGCUGCUGCACUGCAGGGUCAGGGUUUUCCGUUUAAGCUUUUGAAAAUUGCAAACCGAUCACCACCGCCGUUGAUGGACCAGAAUCAGAAUUCUCCGAUCACCAUUACCGACUUGAAUGAAGAUUCUCUGGCCCGCUGCGCCGAAUUCCUCAACCUCCAGGACAUCUCCAAUGUAGCCCGGACCUGCAAAUCUCUCCGGCAAGUCGCCUACUCGGACUCCAUCUGGCAACCCCUUUUCAGGGAGCGAUGGCAGCAUCUAAUACCACCUCUUGAUUCUUCAGUAGCUUCAGGAGGAGCCAGGGACGCGUACUUGUCCAGGCUUACCGCUCUGCAACAGUUCAAGUUUGAAGAUCCCUUGGUUGCUGAUAUGUGCACCCAAGCAGAGCCUUAUGGCCUUAUGCUUUUGGACAGAGAUGAUAUUUUCAUGUCUCGGGGCUCCUCUAUUCAAAUGAUGGAAAUCGCUAAAAGUUUUAGCAGAAGUGUCUCUCUUACCACUCUGAGUGAUCACAAUGCGCGUAUCACUUGUAUGAGGUUGUUUCCCCUUUAURAAACUUCAUUGUUUAGAAGUGAAGGGCAGAGAUCAGAGAACUUUUUGGUAACCUCAAGUUCUGAUCACUCAAUUCGAUUUUGGUGGAAGGGUUCUUGUCAGCGAUGUUUUCGAGGUCAUAAUGGCCCCAUCUCAACUCUGUCUGAUAAACUGUUAGGUGAUGAUAGCAGCAAAGUAUUGGCCAGUGGAGGCGAAGAUGGUACAGUUCGUCUUUGGUCUCUUAGUUCCAGUGGCAAGCGAGGCAAGAGUGCUUUAAUGGUUACACUUCAUGGACAUGGGAGACCAAUUAAGUCAAUAUCAGUUGCAGGACAUAAGACUUCUCUUUUGGUGAGCAUUUCCAGGGAUUCCAAGGUGAGAGUUUGGGAUGUUACUGCAUCAUCAACUGCCCGUUCGUCUUGUUGCGUCGGAUUAACUUCUCUUUCUGGUGUUCCCGUAAACAUCAAGUGCCAUGAAUCAUUGCUCUAUGUUGGUACGAGUUCCUCUGUUGUCGCAAUUGAUUUAAGGACUAUGCAGAAAGCUUUCACUGCUGCAGCUUAUCAACCGUUUUUAUACUCAUUCGAGAUGGUUCCCUCUAAAUCCUUGAUAUGCACUGGUGGUCGUGGCAGUGCAAUGCUUUGGGAUGUAAGAAGAAACCAGGAUGGACAUAAACCUGUACCAAUUGCUGAAUUGGAGGGGCACAGAGGACCAGUAAGUUUCCUACACAUGGAUCCAUACAAAAUAGUUACAGGAGGUCCAGGUGAUAUUUACGUAAACAUCUGGGAGGUGGAUUCUGGUACACAAGCAAAUUCUUUGAGUUGCUGGUUCAAUGAAGAUGCGGGCAGCAGCACGACGUUGUCCUCUUUUGCUGUUAAUGGGUGUAGAAUUUUCACUGCUUGCUAUGAUGAAGAUCUCGGACUUCUGCGCUGCCGAGACUACACCAGUGCUUCUCGUCCUAUCRUCGAACACGGAGAGGUUCUCUCCAGAUUUUGGGAUCCGGAAUGCUACAGCGACAGCAAUAAUUCAGAUCUUUAAUAAUAGAUCAUCUGUAAGCUGUAAACAGUUUCACUAAGUUUUUAACUUUUCAAGUAGCUUUUGAAGGAGUAGGAGUUCCGUGUUGUGCAUUAUUGUAGUCUUCUAGUGGGAUAUACAACUUUUGGAAGUGAAAAGUGAUUUGAGAUAGCAAGCUCUGAUAGCCGAAAGGAAAUAUGGGAAAUAGUGAAAAAGCUUUCCAGUUUGCAAAGAA
This is a messenger RNA of Momordica charantia (bitter melon), 1927 nucleotides long. RefSeq names its product eukaryotic translation initiation factor 3 subunit I. The record is from RefSeq and is a predicted model, not a curated record. Gene Ontology annotation, molecular function: protein binding. Lineage: Eukaryota; Viridiplantae; Streptophyta; Magnoliopsida; Cucurbitales; Cucurbitaceae.